AUGGAACGCAUCAAGUGCGGCCCCAUUGUCGAAAUGCAGGGUGACGACAUGUCGCGCGUCAUCUGGGACCUGGUGCGCGACAAGCUCAUUACGCCCUUUUUGGACAUUGACCUCAAGGUGUUCGACCUGUCCAUCGCCAACCGCAACGAGACGGACAACAUGGUGACGCUCCAGGCGCGAGACGCACUGAGGCGCUACAACUGCGGCGUCAAGUGCGCCACCAUCACGGCCGAGCGAGACGUGCUCGAGAUGUACCACCUGAAGCGCAUGUGGAAGUCGCCCAACUCGGUCAUCCGCAACUCCCUGGGCGGAGCCCUCUUUCGAGAGCCCAUCAUCUGCAAGAACGUGCCGCCGCUCAUCAAGCAGUGGCGCAAGCCGAUCGUCAUCGCGCGCCACGCGUUCGGUGACAUGUACAUUGGGAAAGAUUUCGUGGCUCCGGGUCCCGGGUCCUUGGAAGUCUGCUACACGCCCAACAUCGGCUCGCCGUACAACCUGCACGUGUACGACUUCGUGGACACCCAGGGCGUUGUGGCGGCUAUGUGCAACACGGAUAAGUCCAUCACGGAGUUCGCCUACAGCUGCUUCCAGUUCGCACUCAGGCGUAACCUGCCGCUCUACCUGAGUACCAAGGAGACCAUCCUGAAGAAGUACGACGGCCGCUUCAAAGACAUCUUCGAGCGCCUCUACCAGAAGAAGUACAAGCCCCGGUUCAAGGAGACCGGCAUCUUCUUUCAGCAUCGCCUCACGGACGACAUGGUCGCAAGGUCCUUGCGCAUGGAAGGCGGCUUCGUGUGGGCGUGUAAGAACUACGACGGCGACAUCCAGUCGGACUUCGUCGCCCAGGGCUUCGGCUCACUGGGCCUCAUGACCAGCGUGCUCAUCUGCCCCGACGGCAAGACUCUGAUCGCCGACGUGGCGCACGGCACCGUGACCAAGCACUUCCGGCGCUACAAGGCGGGCCUCGAGACGUCGACGAACUCGAUGGCCACCAUCUACACGUGGACCAAGGGCAUCCGGCACCGCGGCAAGCUCGACAACAACCCCAAGCUGGAGGCCUUCGCCAGGGCCCUGGAGGCGGCCACGUUGGGGCUCGUCGAGUCCGGCUACAUGACCAAGGACCUGGCCCUGUGCGUCAAGGGCUUCGGCAAGGUGCAGCGCCAGGACUACCUGAACACCUUCGAGUUCAUCGACAAGGUGGCCGAUGAGAUGACCGCCAAGUACAAGCAGCUCUUUGAAGAAGAGUCAGUGUGA
Molecule: messenger RNA, 1251 nt
Organism: Rhipicephalus microplus (southern cattle tick)
Lineage: Eukaryota; Metazoa; Arthropoda; Arachnida; Ixodida; Ixodidae
Product: isocitrate dehydrogenase [NADP] cytoplasmic
Biological process (GO): isocitrate metabolic process; NADP+ metabolic process
Cellular component (GO): cytosol; peroxisome; mitochondrion
Molecular function (GO): NAD binding; magnesium ion binding; isocitrate dehydrogenase (NADP+) activity
Source: RefSeq, a predicted model, not a curated record